CAAGUCGUACCUCUUCCUUCUCCAUUUGGCGGUCGAUCAGUACGGACGUGAGAGUGUGUUAGCUCGUGUAGUGUAUUUAAUUAUUUGUUAAAGCGCGAUUUAUAAUUGUGUUUUAAGUGUUUUAUUAAAAUAAAAAAAAAAAUAGAAUAAAUAAUGGCCGAUCAGGAGAACAAGGACUUCAGCGAAGAUAUUGCCGAUCAAAACUUCGAGCAGAACGGCGAAGCAGAGAACGGCGGCGGGGACGCCGCAGAAAAUGGCCAAGAAUCACAGGAGGACAGGUCAACCGGAGGUAAUCAGGAUUCUUUAAAUGAUAGGAAAUUAUUUGUGGGUGGCUUAAGCUGGGAGACUACAGACAAGGAAUUAAGGGAUCAUUUUGGUACAUAUGGAGACAUUGAAAGCAUCAAUGUCAAAACAGAUCCUAAUACCGGACGGUCGCGUGGAUUUGCCUUCAUCGUUUUUGCUAAAGCCGAAUCGUUAGAUAAGAUCAUGGCAGCUGGCGAUCAUAUAAUUAAUAAUAAGAAAGUUGAUCCUAAGAAAGCAAAGGCUAGACAUGGCAAAGUCUUUGUUGGUGGCCUUUCAACAGAAUUGUCAGAUGAUGAUAUUAAGCAUUUCUUUUCUCAAUUUGGAACAAUUGUUGAGGUAGAAAUGCCAUUUGACAAGACAAAGAACCAGAGGAAAGGUUUCUGCUUUAUUACAUUCGAAUCUGAACAAGUAGUAAAUGAAUUGCUGAAAACUCCUAAGCAAACAAUUAAUGGUAAAGAGGUCGAUGUGAAGAAAGCAACACCUAAGCCUGAUGGUAUGGGAGGAAUGCGCGGUGGCGCUGGUGGUCGAGGCGGUCGUGGUGGUAGAGGAGGUAGAGGUCGCGGUUUUGGCGGUCAAGGUGGCUGGGGCCAAGGCGGAUACGGAGGUGGAUAUGGCGGCGGUUACGGUCAAGGCGGUUAUGGCGGUGGCUAUGAUGGAUACGGAGGAGGCUACGAUUAUUACGGCGGUGGGUACGGCGGCUAUGGUGGUUACGACUACAGUGGAUACGACGGCUAUGGCUAUGGCGGUGGUAGUUACGAUGGUGGCUACAGUGGUGGGCGCGGUGGUGCACGCGGUAAAGGUUUCCUGUCCAUCCACAAAUCUCAUAACUCGUUAAAUCAUCAUUCCAUUAAACCACGCCACUUUCAGCAAGAUUUUCAACAACGCAGACUACUGCCGCAAAAUAAAAUGAAUCAUCAGGAAUCACGACAAAAACUGUAAUAGCUUCACGUUUUUCGUCUAGCAAUACAUCUGUAUUAUCAAGACAACAAAAGCAAACAUAUAUACAUAUAUAUAUUAUAUAUAUAUUAUAUAUAUACAUAUAGGUACACAAUGCUUUCUUCCAUCUCUCGUUUACCCUUUUGUACAAAGUGAAAAAUACUUCAUAUUUCACAUUGGUCCCCUAUCUCAUUUCAUCUUAUUUAUCAUUAAUUUUUUUUACCGUUAGUGUACGUUACGUUGUUCAGCGUAAGGCAAUGUCACAUCGCAAUACGGUUGCAAACUUAUUAAUAUUCUGUUAAUACAAAUAUGGAAUGAUAUGAAUGCUGGCGUAAUAAUUAUUCCAAACGUAUAGACAAGAUGCCUUACAAUGAAAUAUUGUAACGUAAUAUUUUUGUGCAAAUGGGAAAGCAAAAGAUGAUAGGAAAUAAUUUAAAUACAGAUAUAUUAGGAAGAAUCAAGUUUCUUAUUCAUCGCUUGGGACUACUGAGAAAUACCUACGUCCCUAUUUUUAACAAUAAGAUUAUUAUAAUUUGUUUAUAAACUAAACUUAAUAAGAAGAAAACUACUAUAGAAAAGUAAGCAGGCAAUGUACUUUUUACACGGCUAUGAUAAGACAAAAAUGAAAAAUACCGAAUUGUUUAUAAUGAUUGUGUGAGGUAUGAAAUGAGGUAAAAAGAUUAUUGCUUCCUUAUUGGUAAGAAAAAUAGGAUAAAAUAAAUUGAUUUUGUGUACAUAAUAUAUACCGCGUAUGUUUGUAUUUGUGUUAACCGAUCCUAAUAAUUUAAUAUUUGGAAAACAGUAUGUACACAAUACUUCUUUAAAAUAUAGUGAUAAACAUCUAUACAUUAGAUUUAAAUAAGACUGACACAAAGAUUUAGUGAAUUUGUAUUACAAACAAUAUUUUGCUGAUUCUACCACAGUACGUGCAUCGAGAUCUAGAUAUUCUUUCAGUUUUUACUCUACACUCAAGAACAACACAUACAUACAUUAUAUUUAUAUACCGAUAGUUUCAUUCUAGGCAAAAAACAUCGUAAUAAGAUUUUUAAACUAAAAGAAAAUAUUGUAUUUUUCUCAAAUUCAACACUGUUCUAUGUCACAAAAGUAUUACAUUAAAAAAAAUUAGACAAAAAAUAAUGCCUUUUUUUUAAUUUCACAGUUAAAGCGAAAUGUACAAAACGCAAUCUUAACAAUAUUAAACGUUUUAAGUAAAUAGAAUUGUAUAAAGUCCUAUUGUCUGACAUUAUACUAUAGGAAAUAAGCUAUAUUUAAACUAAAUUUUUCACUAAUUAAAAGAGUAUACAUUUUAAGUUAUUAAAUUUUAUAUAUAGUUUUCCAUGUAUCAUAUUGAGUAAACACUUUUUCUUACUAAUUCGUAUUAAAAUUGUAAAAAAGAAUUUCUAUCUUGAUGUAUAUAUAAAAUGGGGAAUUUGAUACUUUCGUUCUAUGUUGCGAAAUAUUUUGGUUGUUAAGACAAAUCAAAGAAUUUUUGAACAACUUUCAUGUCAGGUAAAAUUUUAUAAAAUUUAAUUAUACAUAAAAUCAUAUCAUGAAAUUUAUUUGUAGAAAGGCAUGAAGAAUUAGAUUAAAUAUAAUAUCGCAUAGAUGUUCAUCAUAGUUUUUCACAGAACAAUCUAAAUUUCUUUUAUUUAUUUAUAAAAAUUCUUUGGUAUAUAAAUUUUGUGAAAGCUUUUCAUUUGUGUACUUUAUAUAAUUAAAUAUAUUAUGUAUUCUA
Bombus pyrosoma is the source of this 2974-nucleotide messenger RNA. It is a transcript of the gene sqd, whose product is annotated as RNA-binding protein squid. The record is from RefSeq and is a predicted model, not a curated record. Bases 154 to 1242 code for a protein of 362 amino acids. NCBI's taxonomy places the organism in Eukaryota, Metazoa, Arthropoda, Insecta, Hymenoptera, Apidae. The transcript has 9 exons. Gene Ontology annotation, biological process: regulation of gene expression. Gene Ontology annotation, molecular function: RNA binding. Gene Ontology annotation, cellular component: nucleoplasm.